AUGAGUGUGGCCCGUUACUUGUACGAUUUGUCUCAAGAAGUUGCCAAGCUGAGACAACAAGCCUCUGGAGCAUCUUCUUCCCAUGCCUCUAAAGAGUUAGUAGAGUUAUCCAACCAAUUACAAGAGACUCGAAAACUUCUCGAGGCAGAAAUUGAAAAUUCAAGUAAAUGGAAAACUUUUGCAGAGAAUUUUGAAUCUCAUGUUAAAUCAGAGAUCAUCUUUCGCACUGAAUUGACAACCAAAGAGGACAAGUAUACGAACGCUCAAUUGUCAUCUCAGUUACAAACGUCGAAGGAUGCUCAUACUUUAGAAUUGACUGCUGAAGAUGCUGAUUUGGAGUCUAAAAACUUUGAGCUAAACUUCUUACGUUCAUCCUUAACCAUGGUUAAAGCAGAGCUUUCCUUCAAAGAAUCCGAAUUAAAAGCUUCUCAAGAUCCUCUGGCAGAUUAUAUGACAGCUGAAGAUGACAGUGAUCAAUUAGACCCUCCUUUGUCUUCUAAAAACCUCUUAUCAUAUUUUUGGCUUCAACUUAAGCAGGUCUCCAAGAGAUUAGAAGACACUGCCAGAUAUUUCAAGCGUUUGGGAAGUAUCGGAUUCUGGGGCCAGCUACUAUGCACCAUUGUUUCUGCUGUUAUUUUAUCAUUUUCCACAUUUGUGACUGGGAAGAUCGCUACACCAGUGACCUUUUAUCCUACUGCUGGUGCAAUUGCAGUUGCAUAUAUUUCGGUGUUCUGGUUUUUUGGUUAUAUACAACUAUCAGAAAAGCUUCAAAGAACAGCUAAUGAACCUUCAAAGGCUCCUCCACGUGCUGAAGUGGUAAAAAAUCUGAAAAAUGGUAUAGUGCUUAAUGUUUUGGGAAUGGGUGCUGCAAUUCUUGGUAUGCAAGCGACUAUUGGGUUAUUGGUUGCUAAGGCCCUCACUACCCUAUCAGUUCCUUAUUACCAGGGAAUAGCCCCUGGCAAGUAUGUAGUGCUGGCCAUGGAUGUGUUCUUAGUACAGUCUUCAAGCAACACAGUCCUUUCACAUCUCUUGGGGCUGGUUUUGUCACUAGAGCUGUUGCGAUCAGUCACAGUGCCACAUUUGGAAGCUGUUCAUAUUUCCAGAGCUCUAUAGAUAAUGUUGUGACAUUAGGUAUUCAUGUUCUAUACCUAUCCCUUCGUUAAUCAAAGUUUU
Messenger RNA from Zingiber officinale, 1173 nucleotides. RefSeq names its product protein TIC 21, chloroplastic-like. The record is from RefSeq and is a predicted model, not a curated record. Bases 1 to 1113 code for a protein of 370 amino acids. Lineage: Eukaryota; Viridiplantae; Streptophyta; Magnoliopsida; Zingiberales; Zingiberaceae. The transcript is spliced from 4 exons.